CAAUCUCAUUCUUUCUUUGCUUGCGUGCUGUGGUAGCGUACCUAAAUUUUGGUUGAAAAAAAUACCAGAAGGAAAUUUGUAACCAGUAUACCUCGGUGAUCAUUACAAAGAAGAAAAACCUAUUAAGUUUCCAACAUGGUUGAUAGAAUUGAUAUGGCUCUGGACGACAUCAUAAAAGCCAGUAAAAAAGGCCGAGGUGGUGGUGGUGGUGGAGCUGGACGCAAGUUCGAUAAUAAUCGAAGACCUGGCCGAGGAGCAGGAGGUUUUCGCAAUGGCCGUACAGGCGGCGUCUUGCGAGGAAGGAAUCGCGGCGGUAUUACCAAGCCUACUAAUUACACAAGGGGUGAUGUUAACAGCACUUGGAAACAUGACAUGUUCAACGAAUUUGCUGACAGGAAGAUUCAGAGAGGAGGAUCAAUAUCUACAGGACCGACUAAACUACUGGUCUCUAAUUUGGAUUUUGGAGUUUCAGACUCUGAUAUACAAGAGCUGUUUUCAGAAUUUGGAAUUCUAAAGAGUGCAGCCGUACAUUAUGACAGAUCCGGUAGAUCUUUAGGCACUGCUGAUGUGGUGUUUGAUAGAAGAGCAGAUGCACUUAAAGCUAUGAAACAAUAUAAUGGAGUACCAUUAGAUGGACGUGCAAUGAACAUACAACUAGCAACAUCAGAAAUAAGUUCUCUAAGAAGUCAAGAUAGAGGAGGACGUCUUGGAAACCCUAAUAUUCCUAAUAGAAGAAAUUCAAACAGGAACAAUGUCCCCAACAAAAGCCAAAGCGGAGGCGGCGGCGGCGCCCGAGGCCGCGGAGGAGCGCGAGGCCGCGGCGCAGGCCGGGGCCGGCGCCCGGUGCCCACCGCCGAGCAGCUGGACGCCGAAUUAGACGCCUAUGUGAAAGAAAUUAAAUAACGCCCUGCCCAGUUUAUCAGUGAACAGACUUUUGAAGUACAUGAAUAGUAACCUAAGAUUUAAACUUACGAUUUUCGUAUUGUGACAUGGAUUUAAUAAACUAAACAAGUUUCUCAUGUA
Ostrinia furnacalis (Asian corn borer) is the source of this 1023-nucleotide messenger RNA. RefSeq names its product RNA and export factor binding protein 1 (gene Ref1). The record is from RefSeq and is a predicted model, not a curated record. Gene Ontology annotation, molecular function: mRNA binding. Gene Ontology annotation, cellular component: nucleus. The transcript has 4 exons. Gene Ontology annotation, biological process: mRNA export from nucleus. Bases 136 to 903 code for a protein of 255 amino acids. Lineage: Eukaryota; Metazoa; Arthropoda; Insecta; Lepidoptera; Crambidae.